AUGACAUCAUGGGCUAGGGAACAGUGAGCAGCCAGUGAAGCAUCCAGCCUGCCGAACAAGCUUGCUUUUAGGGUCAGGAACUGGUCUGACAAGAGAAUGGCGAUCCUGCCUCUAAACUGUCACUAGGAUCUUGGCGAUGAAUCAACCAGCACCUGCGCCUCAACGGAGAGACAGCAAGCUAGAGAAUGUGAAGAUAUAUUUCAGGACAUUGUGAGUGUUACUAAAGAUGUCUGAUAGUGCCGAUAUUGAGGAGAAACCACCAGCCCCCCCCUUGAGAAUGAACAGUAGUUCCCGAGACUCUUCAUCAGUGAAUCACGCCUCCAAACCGCUUCCAAUGGCUCCAGAAGAGAAAAACAAGAAAGCCCGCCUGCGCUCUAUCUUCCCCGGGGGAGACAAGACAAACAAGAAGAAGGAGAAGGAGCGUCCAGAAAUAUCACUUCCCUCAGAUUUCGAACACACCAUUCACGUUGGAUUUGACGCUGUAACGGGAGAAUUCACAGGAAUCCCGGAACAAUGGGCACGACUCCUCCAAACGUCCAACAUCACCAACUGGAGAGAGAAGAACCCCCAGGCUGUGCUGGAUGUACUGAAGUUUUAUGACUCCAAAGAGACCGUCAACAACCAGAAAUACAUGAGUUUCACCUCCGGAGACAAAUCUGCACAUGGGUACAUCGCAGCAAAUACUCUGAACCGGCUGCUGUCGUCUGGGCCUCCCGUCAGCCUCAGAACCUGCAGCGCAUUAUUUGACAAGGGUGCCAAAACCUCUAGAGCCCCCAUUGCUCCUCCAGUCUCAGAGGAGGAGGAUGAGGAGGAAGAAGAAGAGGAAGAGGAGGAGGAAGAGGAGGAGGACGAAGACGAGGUGCCUCCCAUGAUCGCCCCUCGGCCUGAACACACCAAAUCUAUUUAUACCCGGUCUGUUAUGGACCCUCCAAAGCCCCCUACCCCAGUUAAAGAGGUGCCCACUCCUCCCGAGUCCCAGGUGCAGCCCGACAACACGCCCAACACCCUGUACCGCAACACGGACCGGCAGAGGAAGAAGUCUAAGAUGACAGAUGAGGAGAUCCUGGAAAGACUUAGGAGUAUUGUGAGCGUGGGAGAUCCCAAAAAGAAGUACACGCGCUUUGAGAAAAUUGGACAAGGGUAAGGGCAAUCUGGCACUGUGUAUACUGCUAUAGACAUAGCGACUGGCCAAGAGGUGGCCAUUAAACAGAUGAAUCUGCAGCAACAACCCAAGAAGGAGCUGAUCAUCAAUGAGAUUCUGGUGAUGAGGGAAAACAAGAACUCAAACAUAGUCAAUUAUCUGGACAGUUACUUGGUGGGAGACGAGUUGUGGGUGGUUAUGGAGUAUUUGGCUGGUGGCUCGUUGACAGAUGUAGUGACAGAGACGUGUAUGGAUGAGGGCCAGAUCGCUGCGGUCUGCAGAGAGUGUCUUCAGGCUCUGGACUUCCUUCACUCCAACCAGGUCAUUCACAGAGAUAUAAGAGCGACAAAUAUCCUCCUUGGUAUGGAUGGAUCUGUCAAACUCACUGACUUUGGGUUCUGCGCUCAAAUCACGCCAGAGCAAAACAAGCGCAGUACAAUGGUGGGCACGCCCUACUGGAUGGCUCCAGAGGUCGUGACGAGAAAAGCCUAUGGCCCCAAAGUGGAUAUCUGGUCUCUGGGUAUCAUGGCAAUAGAAAUGGUCGAAGGAGAGCCCCCAUAUUUGAAUGAAAAUCCCCUGAGGGUAAGAAGCACUGGGCCCCUGUACCUUAUAGCAACUAAUGGCACUCCAGAGUCAAACCCAGAGAGACUGUCAUCAGUUUUCAGAGACUUCCUCAAUCGCUGUUUGGAGAUGGACGUGGACCGCAGAGGCUCAGCCAAGGAGCUACUGCAGAAUAACUUCCUGAAGCUGGCAAAGCCUCUGUCCAGCCUGACGCCUCUGAUUGUAGCUGCAAAGGAAGCCAUAAAGAACAGCAGUCGCUAAGACGUGCCCUGUCUCCAGGCCCAAAGCUGCAGCACUUACACAGGAGAAGUGCAUUUUGGGUGUUUGGAUGGUGCAUGGUGUGUCUGAGACAUCUCCAUAUGGGUUACUGUGUAAUUUUAUUACGCAGGGACUAUACCCCAGGCUCCGUAUGCAGGACAGACACUGGCCUUGCAGCCUCACGUCGCACGCUGCUCAAACUUUGCCUCCAUGUUUCCUUUUCCAGCACUGUACAAACGGUGCAUCUCGACCUGUGUCUGAAUGUGUGUUUGAAUGGUCAUGUUUGGAAGGCUCCCAUACCAAAAGAAGGAUUGGUAAAAGCCAGGAACUUCAGGAGUGAGUACAAACCGCCUGUGAUCCCUCUCCAAAGCUUUAGGUCAGGUUCCUUUAGUCCCCUCGGUGGAGCAAGGCCUCAUCUUAAGCUCUUGUUUCUUGAGGGACUCUGGAUCCUACAUUUCAUGCAUGACAACAACUGUGUGGAGCAACACUGCUGCAGAUUUCACAUCUCAAGGUGGGACAUUACUGUGUAGAUGUGUGACAUAAUGGGGGUGAGUGUGUGUGUGUGUGUGUGUGGGGGGGGUGUGUGUGUGUACAGUGGAUGCAGAUAAAGUGAGAGAGUGAUUUAGUAUUUAUCUUACAACGUGGACAUUUCAGGAACAUCAGUUUACCACUUUAGGUCACCAAAAUAUUUAAAUUGAAGGAUGAUUUACAACACAGAAAACUCAAAUACUUUAAUGUAGUAUUGAUAUUUAUGGUACUAGCAAUGUAAGGUUAUUUCAGAAUACUAAGCAAACUCUAAACUAACUAAUUCACCACUAAUAUGCAGGAUAAUAAAUCUAUUCAGGUACUAACCUAAAGUAUACGCCAAAGUACAGUUCGAUGUUUCAGACAGCAUGCUGUAAUGGUCUGUGUACACUCCAGUUCAGCACUGCAUAUCGCUGCUGCUUUACAUGUGCCUGUUAAACCAGGAAACAAUGACAUCUCAUGAAAGCAAAAUUAUAACAAUAUAAAACAGUAACAACUUCAAUUUAAAUUACAGUCAUUCUGAGGUUUGAACAGAAAUCAACAUGUUGUUUUAGCCGCUGCUCAUGAUACAGUGUCUUUAAAUUGUGUCUUAUGUGAUGUUUGUUACGUGACCUGUGUGUGCUGUAGUGGGUGGCUUAUUAGAAAGAAAUUUUUUUUUAAUGACUUGUUUAAUGACCAAUACAAACCGGAAACUGUGGAGCAAAACUAUUAUGUUGUGUCUUUGUUGCCGGUUUAAAAAUGCUGAAAAGUAUGCCUGCUUUGUGUUCAUAUAGUGUGUAUUUUUUACCAUUUAGCAUCCCUGUGUGAGUGUGUGUGUGAGGGAACUGCCUCGAUCUGCACUAUAGUUAAUGCCUCACUUGUAUGUUCCACUCUGAGGUGCAGGGUAAGCUGCUUGGUCAUACUAACCUCCACUGUACAACAAAUGUACACAAGAUUGGAGGUUGCAACAGAGCCCAUGCAUGAAACACAAACUUAACACUGUAUCUCAUCUUCAAAUAGAUUGUUAGGAUAUUUAUGUAUGUAUGUAAAUAUAACAGGAGGCCACCUUUUUCAAAAUAUAAAUCAAUAUUCAGGUUGCUGUAUGUAUCAUUAAAUGUUUUGCACCCUGGAAGAGGAGAAAUACACUUGUCGCUGCACUCCUGGAUACUGCUUUGAGCUCAUCGGAUGCUCUUUGAUUUGGGACAAAAAGCCGAAAAUGCACUCCUCUGUGUGCAGGCCCACACAGACUGUCCCAGUGUCCCCCUGUUGACGUCCCAUCUGAGGAUGGGACGCUCUAAAUGUACAGGUCUCAACUAUGAGCACAACAAGAGACAACACGGACUCCACCCCCUCUCUGUGGUUGCUCCUGUACAUUCCUAUCAUUUGAAUGUGUAAAACGUGGUGUGAUAAAAUCCUCUAUUAAUGUGUAUCAAGAGAAUGGAACAAAGACAAAAAAUGUUACUUUUUAAAUUAUUAUCAUUAUUAUUACUCUUAUUCUUGUCUAGCUUUGUAAAAAACUGCUGAUCCAUCCGGCAUACCUCAGCAGACUUUCCCCCAUCUCGGACACGGACAAGCUUAUGAUGGGGAAUUGAGGUUUUGGAUAAACUAUUUUUAAUUGUGGUUGAAGCAAUAGACUUUUUGAACUUUGAAUUGUGCAUGGCUGUGUCUUGAGUGUAAAAAAUGCAGUUUGGGAACUGGACUGAAAUAAAAAAAAAGAGGACAAAAUUUAC
Molecule: messenger RNA, 4194 nt
Organism: Periophthalmus magnuspinnatus
Lineage: Eukaryota; Metazoa; Chordata; Actinopteri; Gobiiformes; Gobiidae
Product: serine/threonine-protein kinase PAK 3-like
Biological process (GO): intracellular signal transduction; regulation of actin cytoskeleton organization; protein phosphorylation
Cellular component (GO): cytoplasm
Molecular function (GO): protein tyrosine kinase activity; protein serine/threonine kinase activity; ATP binding
Source: RefSeq, a predicted model, not a curated record